AUUUGGCCAUUCGUUUUUUUGCAGGAUUUAAUUAAGUUUAACACUUUCUUGAGUAAAUGACAUAGUCUAAAUGUAUUUGCAUUGCUGUAAAAAGGAGUUACAACAAAGUGUUAAUUUUUAAUUUUUUUUCAGAAGGUGCAUAUUAUAAAAUAUUACUAUCUGAGCCAACCCAUCCUUUUUAAUGAUUUAUCCUUUCUUAUUUAUUUAUUUAUUUAUUUUUGCUAUGUAUUUAUCUGUAGUUUUCCCAACAAUAAAAUAUGUUAGCCAUAGUUCAAGUGAUACAACAAAGCUUUAUAUUUCCAGCCUCCUUAUAGAGCAGGAGAGUCCAGGCCAGGCUCCAGCACAGGUUUUCCCUCUCUCCUGUGUGUGUGUGAGUGUGUGUGUGUGUGUGAGAGAGAGAGGCUGUGUUGUGGACUGUGCAUGUUGUGUAUGUGUGUGUGCAUGGUGUGUGUGUGUGUGAUGGUGUGAAGGGGUGGGGCCAGACCGGUGGUGCGCGCGCUGAAUGUGCGCUGGCUGGAUGGAGUUGGAUGGAACUUGCUGAGGCUGAGGCUCGGCUGAGCUGGAUGCUGUCCGGGUUUAAAAGUGGAUUUAUGUGGAGAGCGCUGUAGAGUGACUGCAGGCGCGCGGGAAGAACACGCAGCUGGACGGAUCCAGGUCACUGUGUGAAGAUUUCUGAUUAAAGCUGCUCAUUAGAGGCUGCUGGACCUCUGCCUCCACUUCCAUCAGUGCAGGAGGAUCUGUGACUGACAGCUGCUUCUGAGGAGAAGAGUCCGAGGACAGUGACUGAUGACAGACAGACAGACAGAUACAGACUGCACUGAUACUCAGAGUCUGGAACAAACAUGAGAAGAAGAUGAGUGGGACAGAUCAGAGGAGCAGGUCUUGGCACUGACAGAUGCGUUGUCACGCGUAGGAUUCCAGAACCUCUCUCCAUCUUCUCUUUUUUUUCUCUCUUUUUGUGUUCCCCCUCCUCCCAGCAUCCCUAAUAAGACACAUGCUCCUGGGCUGGGGUGCUCACUCACACCAGCCUCUCCUGGCCGCCGCCGUUAAGGGCUACAGGCUGCUUCCAGCGCUGCCCGGCUUCAUGGGUUGAAAAGGGUCUCUCUCUACCACUCACUCGCUCUCUGGGCAUCUCUCAGCUCUCACUUUCAUCUCAGCACAUCUCUCUGCACCUGAACCACGUCCACCAUCCUCCUGGUCCACGGCUGGGUUAUGGCUCGUGCCCUGGGCAUGCUUGGACUUGCAGCUGCAGCAGCCUCCGCCGAGGGCAGCGGUGGCCUCAGCUGGCAGUAGAGCGCUCCACCUGCCACAGCGUGGAAGGGGGUGCCCCCCCCCACUGCAUCCGUCUGCCUGCAGGGGGAGACCCAGCGCAGCUGGGCAGCAGAGACUAUGCAGCUGGGACUGGUGGCACUGGCGGUGGUCUUCCUCAGCUCCAUGGGUUACAACAACAGCCUCAAAGUCUCCAGAGGAAGGAGGCACAGACACACAAGUACUGAAGUACCGCCAUCAUGCUCCAGUGGUUGUGAAAGCUGCUCUGAAUACAACGGAUGCACCAAAUGCCGACCGCGGCUUUUCAUCCUUCUGGAGCGGAGUGAAAUUCGUCAGACAGGGGUGUGCCUGGCAACCUGUCCUGUAGGAUAUUACGGCAUUCGUAAUCGUGAUGUGAACAGGUGCACACAAUGCAAAAUAGAAAACUGCGCAGACUGCUUUAGUCGAACGUUCUGCACAAAAUGUAAGGAGGGUUUGUAUUCGUACAUCGGUCGGUGUUACCACAGCUGCCCUGAAGGCUUAACCACCAUCAACAGCACCAUGGAGUGUGUAGUGCAAUGUGAGCUGGGGGAAUGGAGUCAAUGGGGCCCUUGCAUGAAGAAGAACAAAACGUGUGGUUUCAAAAAGGGCAAUCAGAGCCGUAGGAGGGAGCCCACGCAGCCCCCGAGUCCAGCCACUGUCACUGGACACGCGUCUGCCUCUACCUGCGCUCCGGAAACCGAGUCACGGAAGUGCACUGUACAGAAGAGGGUCCCCUGUGGAAAAGGAGACAAGGGGAUAGGCUCAAAGAACAAAGGAGCUUCAUUCGGCAAAAACCGUGUCCGAGACUCCAAAGAGAACAACAAAGGGGGCGGAAAAAGGAAAAAGGUCCAAACCCCUGCUACUACUUCUCCAUCCAUUAUAACAAGCACGGUGACCUAACCCCGCAGUGGCGUGUAGUGGAGGACUAACAAGCGGAAAGAAGAGUCUGAGGAAGACGAGGACUGAAGAGGAAUUAUGCUGCUGCACAUUCACAAAAAAAAGGCUCAAAGAGAACUGGAGGAUUGCUGCAAUAAAUAAUGAACUAUGUACUGUAUUAAGCUAGGCGAGGAGCAGAGGAAAGGCGUUUGUCUGUGCAGUUGGAAGCACUUUGAAAGACUGUACUUCUGAAGGUUGCCCUUUUGUCAGCCAGCCCGUAACAAGGGUUUGGCGGGCAAGAUGUUUUGUACGUCCCACAUUUGCAUUUGAUCAAAGGAUUAAAGACUUCUAUAGUUACUCUUUGGACGACUCUUCAAAUGAAGUGUUCCAUCGCUCCAUGAUUUAAGAACAUUUAAAAGCCGUUAACAUCCUUGUUCAUGUUUUCCUAAUCACACUUUAAUUGGUUUUCCUGCUCCAGUGUCGGCUCUGCUUACUUUUCUGACAGGUACUGAACAGAUGGUGUCUGUUGGAGCGCCGUUCGUGUAAGCAGGCCCGGAGAAAAUGAACACUACGGAGAUACUUUAGUUUUUUAUUUGUAUUUUAUGAUGAAACAAAGGCGAGUCACUGGAACUAAUUUGUGCUUUGAGAGAGAGAAAGAAUUUAUUUUGAUAAUGAUCGUUUCUUUUGAUAAAGUGUUUCAAAAUCAAUUUGUAUGUAAGAGGACACCUAGCGCUCCAACGAACUUGAGCAAGAGUUUGUUAGACAAAGCUUUCCACUUUCAUAUUCGUUUUAGCUGACUAUGUACAACAAGAGGCUGAUCAAACAGUACACAGUAUUUCGCACAAAGUGUAGUGAUCAGACGAAUGUAACGAGCGUGUUCGAGUUGUAUGUGAUCUGUGUUUGAAUGGGUAUCUAUGUGUCUGUUUGUUUGUUUUUUACAUCUUUGUGUUCUGUGUUCAGUUCUGUAGGAAAGAGGAAUAAAGAUUGUGUGAUUGGUCAGAAUGGUCUGUAAAGGGAUGAACUCCCUUUUUCAUGUUAUUCGUGUUACCAAAUGUGUGUUGUUUGGUACAUGUACAAUAUGUCUGUCUAUAAGUUGGGUCACAGUACACACAGUAGCAGUGUGUAACCAGCCCACUAAAGCAAAAAAAAAAAACAGCAGAAAGGAAUAGUAAAAAAAAAAUAGGAACCUUAUACCAGCACAGAUAUUUCACUAGCCUCUACAUACCAUACAGCAAUCUACAUACCAUAUGGCUGCUCAGUUAUUAUGCAUUUAUGUUUGCAACAGGGUCAGAUAUAUUUAGCACAUAAUCCAUGAUGAUCAGCAUUACACACCAGUAUCAGAGAAGGCAACACCAUUUAUUUUUCAUGGACAGUACUUGUAGCAUUUUCUUGGUCUUUUUUUUUUUUUUUUGCAUGACACAACUACUUGCUUCCUCCAGUAGAUAUUCACCAUGGACCUUCAUGACGUGAAUUCUAACACUGAAACUUUUGAUCUUCUAUUGGUUCUGAUUACUUCAUUAAUAAAAUAUACGUUAUGUUAUUGUAUAUCUUAUUAUUUGAUACUCCUGCAUAAAAUAAAAUGUACAAUUUACUUCAAUAAAAUGCAGUAAAUACAUUUUAA
This is a messenger RNA of Astyanax mexicanus (Mexican tetra), 3787 nucleotides long. It is a transcript of the gene rspo1, whose product is annotated as R-spondin 1. Lineage: Eukaryota; Metazoa; Chordata; Actinopteri; Characiformes; Acestrorhamphidae. Bases 1390 to 2190 code for a protein of 266 amino acids. The record is from RefSeq and is a predicted model, not a curated record. The transcript is spliced from 6 exons.